AAUGAAGUGAGGUGAGCGGGGUUAUCUAUAAACUUACUCUGACAUUUUGAAAUGAUCCUUUUAAAUGUCAUAGAUCUUACUCUAUAAAUAUUUUUAAUAUAAUAUGCGAAUAUAUUCGUGUAUAAUGGGAUAUUUUGUAACGUUUAAUAAUCGAAACAUUCAGCGGGCGGAGCCGUUAUAUCAAAACCAACGCUUCUUGGAAACGGCAUCCCUAGCGAGUGUGUGAUUGGUCCGCCCGCUCAAAUUCCAGCCAAUGAGAACGGAGCGCAGGAGAUUUGAAUUCUCAGCUCAAUCACUUCUGUUUGAGCUCUCGCUUCUGAAGGACUACAGCAAACCUGGACUAUUUACAAGAGAUAAAGAAGCUGUAUGCGGUGUUUAAUGCUCCUAAACCCAGCCACUGAAUCAAACGAGACGGAAUUGUUAAACACGGUAAGAUUAAACUAUAAUAUGGACGAUGUUGAGCUUAGUCACGUGUGGAAACCCCACCCAGCAAACACAGAAAUACGUAAACUAAGUUUUACAGCUUGUUAUCUGCAGCCAGCAGAACAAAGUGCAGAGUUUGUUAAAGGAGCAGCCAUGCCGGUAGUAAGGGGGAAGAAACCAGCAGUGACUGCUGGGAGCAAGAUGCCCAAACUGAAUGCAACAACGAGGGAAAACCAGAUGGAGGGCCCCCAGGUGAAGAGGGCCUCAUCCCCUCCCCAUGGAGCCCCCAAGAAGAGGACUGCUUUCAUCGACAUUACAAAUGCUCAUAAGGUUACGAUCAGCCUUCCAGGGAGGAAGAAGAAGAACGCGGCGAAGAAGCAGGCGAAGAAAACAAGCGCUACUUCAGUGUCGACGGAGAGCCAUGCAAACCUGGAAAAGUCUUCAUCUAUGAGCUCAGAGGGGACUGUGACGGAAGAACAGACUUAUAAGGACGAGGGGCAGGGGGCAGCAGCUCCAGUAGAAGAGCUGGAGGCUGCUGCGCCCCGGGCUGCGCCCCCUGCUGCCCCGGAGGUGCCGGCACACCUCCUGAAACAACAGAUCCCAGUGGAGUUUGACAUUGACUCUGAGAACUCUGAAGACUGUUACAUGUGUCCCGAGUACGCUAAGGACAUCUUCGACUACCUUAAACAGAGAGAGGAGAAGUUUGUCCUCUGUAACUACAUGCCCAGUCAGCCCACCCUCAACCCAGAGAUGAGAGCCAUCCUGAUCGACUGGCUGGUGGAAGUACAGGAGAACUUUGAGCUGUACCAUGAGACUCUGUACCUGGCUGUGAAGAUGGCGGACCACUACCUCUCAAAGACCCCCGUCCACAGGGAGCUGCUGCAGCUGGUCGGCUCCACCACCAUGCUCAUCGCCUCCAAGUUUGAGGAGCGCAGUCCGCCGUGCGUCGACGACUUCCUCUACAUUUGCGAUGACGCGUACAAGAAGGAGGAGCUUAUCGCCACGGAGGCCAAGAUCCUGCAGGCGCUCUCCUUCGACAUCAACAUCCCCAUCCCGUACCGCUUCCUCAGACGCUAUGCCAAGUGUGUGAGCGCGGGGAUGGACACGCUGACCCUGGCGCGGUUCUUCUGUGAGAUGAGUCUGAUGGAGAUGGAUCUGGUGGAGGAGCGCGGCUCGCUGCUCGCCUCCGCCUGCCUGCUGCUGGCGCUCAUCUCCAAAGACCUGGGAGGAUGGUGUCCCACCCUGCAGUUCCACUCCGGGUAUCAGACGACAGACUUGGCGCCCGUCGUCAGGAAACUCUACGAGAUGCUUUUAGCUCCUGCGGACGAUAAACUGCGAGCCAUCAGGAACAAAUACUCACACAAGGUGUUUUUCGAAGUUGCAUCCUUACCUUUGGUCGACGCCGACAUCCUGGAGAAAGCUUUAUCUCAGUGAGACGUCGCCUACUACAAAAAUAAAAUCUUGCCAGUGAGUGAAAGUAUUUUUAAAAAAAGUUCCCUCCAACCCUGUACAUAGUUGUUAAUAUGUGGAAUAUUUAUAUGUGUCGUCUAGCCUGUCUUUUAUAUUAUAUUUUAAAUAAAUGUAGUCCUCCUGUGGGCAUUUGUUAAGGGUUGCCAGUGUACGAUGUUAAGGUUGUUAAUAAUGGCAUUUUAAGCACUUAAUUCCAGUCGUUUUGGCAUUCAUUUUAUAGCUUUUUAUAAGAAGAGAAAAGAAAAACAGCCAUUUUUGUGUGUCGUUUGAAAAGUUUUAAGAUAAUGGUAGAGUUGAGAGGAUUCGAAACCUGCCUGCGUGUUUUUACAAGUGUUCCUACGUUGUUAUAGUUGGCAGGUAUGUUUCUUUCCAUACGUUGUACAGUGUUUAUCAUGUUUAUAUCCCUAUGCUAAUUAUUAUUUGUAUAAAAGACGACCGGAUGAUGCUGUGCUAUUGUUAAAUGGCUGUCAAUCCGCACUCUUAAAAUAAAGACAUUGUUUUUUUUA
Molecule: messenger RNA, 2399 nt
Organism: Gymnodraco acuticeps
Lineage: Eukaryota; Metazoa; Chordata; Actinopteri; Perciformes; Bathydraconidae
Gene: ccnb3
Product: cyclin B3
Exons: 11
Coding region: 367-1857 (496 amino acids)
Biological process (GO): mitotic cell cycle phase transition; regulation of cyclin-dependent protein serine/threonine kinase activity
Cellular component (GO): cyclin-dependent protein kinase holoenzyme complex; nucleus; centrosome
Molecular function (GO): cyclin-dependent protein serine/threonine kinase regulator activity
Source: RefSeq, a predicted model, not a curated record